This is a messenger RNA of Marmota flaviventris (yellow-bellied marmot), 2004 nucleotides long. It is a transcript of the gene Slc46a1, whose product is annotated as solute carrier family 46 member 1. The record is from RefSeq and is a predicted model, not a curated record. Gene Ontology annotation, molecular function: transmembrane transporter activity. NCBI's taxonomy places the organism in Eukaryota, Metazoa, Chordata, Mammalia, Rodentia, Sciuridae. Gene Ontology annotation, cellular component: plasma membrane. Gene Ontology annotation, biological process: transmembrane transport.
CCCCGGCCUCCAGCCACUGGUCCCGAGAGUCACACUCCAGCCCUCCGCCGGCCGCCAGCCAGCCCCCGACGCGCACGCGCAUGGAGGGGCAAGCGAGCCCCCUGCGCCAAUCCCGCACCCGGCGCGCGGCGCCCGUGCUGUUCCGCGGCCCCGUGGAGCCCCUCGUCUUCCUGGGGAACUUUGCCUUGGUCCUGCAGAGUCCGAUCACCACGCAGUAUCUGUGGCAUCGCUUCAGCGUCGACCUCGGCUACAAUGGCACUCGCGACCGAGGGCACUGUGGAAACCAAACCGUGGACCCCAGGAUGACGGAAGUGGAAACCCUUACCUCCCACUGGACCCUGUACAUGAAUGUGGGCGGUUUCCUGGUGGAUCUCUUCUCGUCCACGUUGCUUGGAGCCUGGAGUGACCAGGUGGGCCGCCGCCCUCUGCUGGUGUUGGCCUCACUUGGCCUGCUGCUCCAAGCUGUGGUGUCCAUCUUUGUGGUGCAGCUGCAACUCCACGUCGGCUACUUUGUGCUAGGCCGCAUCCUUUGUGCUCUCCUCGGUGACUUCAGUGGGCUUUUGGCUGCUGGCUUUGCCUCCAUAGCCGAUGUCAGCUCUAAUCACAGCCGCACCUUCCGGAUGGCUCUGCUGGAAGCGUGCAUUGGCGUGGCUGGAAUGUUGGCAAGCCUCCUUGGUGGUCACUGGCUCCGGGCCCAGGGUUAUGCCAACCCCUUCUGGUUGGCCUUGGCCUUGCUAAUAGUCAUGACUCUAUAUGCAGCAUUCUGCUUUGGUGAGACCUUGAAAGAGCCAAAGUCCACCCGGCUAUUCACCCUCCGUCACCACAGAUCCAUCGUCCACCUCUACCUGUCUCCAGCCCCGGAGAAGUCCAGGAAGCAUUUAGCCCUAUACUCAUUGGCUUUCUUCGUGGUGAUCACUGUGCACUUUGGGGCUCAGGACAUCCUGACCAUCUAUGAGUUGAGCACACCCCUCUGCUGGGACUCCAAGCUGAUUGGCUAUGGUUCUGCAGCUCAGCACCUCCCCUACCUCACCAGCCUGCUGGGCCUGCGGCUCCUGCAGUGCUGCCUGGCAGACAGCUGGGUGGCUGAGAUUGGUCUAACCUUCAACAUUCUGGGGAUGGUGGUCUUUGCAUUUGCUACCAUCACAGCUCUCAUGUUCACAGGAUAUGGCUUGCUCUUUCUGUCGUUAGUCAUCACACCUAUCAUCCGGGCCAAACUCUCCAAGCUGGUGGGUGAGUCUGAGCAGGGUGCUCUCUUUUCCGCUAUGGCCUGUGUGAGCAGCUUGGCCAUGCUGGCAGCCUCCGGGAUCUUCAACUCACUCUAUCCAGCCACUCUGAACUUCUUGAAGGGCUUCCCCUUCCUCCUGGGAGCUGGUCUCCUCUUCAUCCCAGCCAUUUUGAUCGGGGUGCUGGAAAGGGCUAAUCCUCACUCUGAAUUCCAGAACAUUUCCUAGAACCCCUGAUCUGCCUGUGCCAAAGGACAGAGGGCAAGAGGAGCAGAAUGAACACACUGACUGCGAGUCUGCAUCUAGGAGCCAGCCCACAGCUGAGCUGCAGCUCCCCUCAGAGGGCAGCGCUUCUUAGACAAGGUGGUCAAGCUCAUUCAAGGUACCACCUGGUCCAGAACUGAGCCAGCCUCUGUCUAGAAUUUAGAAUCCCAAUCUGACAGGCCCACUCCAGGGCAGGCAGCAGGGGUCUGAUUACUUUUUAUGCCAUCCAUCACUUGGAACCCUUUAGGGGAGGAAUCCUGAUAGAAUGAGACCUCAGGGACCAAUGGAGUGUGUGUUCCUGAUGUGUACAGCAGCUGCCAAUCAUUCCUUAAUGAUGACUAUAUUAUCCAUUAGUGCCAGCCUUGGGGCGGUGCGGGAGGGGUUGGGAGAGCAUGGCUCCCCUAGAGAGAGAAUGCUACUGUCACUGUGGAUGGACUCAAUCCUUGACUACAACCUUUGCACCCCUGGGCUUAACUGUGCCAAUCACAAUAAAUUAAUUGAAUCAAACCAAAAGGAA